GUUCAGUAGUUCGUGUGAAUUCCAGCAGGGCGUAGCUAUAAAAUGUAUCACUACCAGCAAGAGUAGAAGUGUGGGGCUGUGAUAAGAGCCGGUAACCGGCUAAUCUCAACUCAUACGUCCAUAUGGGAACACCUAGAAAGGGCGAUUCGGUUCCAUUAAGCUGAAACACUAGCACGCUGCCGGCAGUCGGGCAAAGAGAGCACCGUAACUUAAGUGACUAAAGUUUAGUCAUAGCAAUUUAGCCAUGAGCAGCGACAAUCAUUUUCAGUACGAUGCGGAAGCGGACAAGAGCUUCGCCUUCGAUGACCAGAGCAUCCGGAAGGGAUUUAUUCGAAAGGUCUACUUGAUAUUGAUGUGCCAAUUGCUGAUCACUUUCGGUUUUGUUAGCGUAUUUACGUUCUCGAAAGCUUCGCAGGAAUGGGUGCAAAAAAAUCCGGCACUGUUUUGGAUAGCCUUGGCCGUUCUUAUCGUGACCAUGAUCUGUAUGGCCUGCUGCGAAAGUGUACGCCGUAAGACGCCUCUUAACUUCAUCUUUCUUUUCCUGUUCACCGUGGCGGAGUCGUUCCUUCUGGGUAUGGUCGCCGGACAGUUUGAGGCUGAUGAGGUCCUGAUGGCAGUGGGAAUUACGGCCGCGGUGGCCCUGGGACUCACCCUGUUUGCCCUGCAGACCAAAUACGAUUUUACGAUGUGCGGAGGAGUGUUGGUGGCCUGUCUGGUGGUCUUCAUCAUUUUUGGUAUAAUCGCUAUCUUCAUACCGGGCAAGGUGAUCGGACUGGUCUAUGCCUCCUUGGGAGCAUUGCUCUUCUCCGUUUACUUGGUGUACGAUACCCAGUUGAUGCUGGGUGGUAAUCAUAAGUACUCCAUCAGUCCUGAGGAAUACAUCUUCGCCGCUCUAAACCUCUACCUGGACAUUAUUAACAUCUUCAUGUACAUACUGACCAUUAUCGGAUUGUCUCGCAAUUAGACUGGUCAUUAUGAUCCAUAGCUUCUAUUCCAGUUUUAGAAAUGUAACUUAAUUUUAUGUGCCCAGUGCCACCUUAGCCGGAAAGAAAUACAAGACGACUAACUAAUCC
This is a messenger RNA of Drosophila melanogaster (fruit fly), 1073 nucleotides long. It is a transcript of the gene Lfg, whose product is annotated as lifeguard. The record is from RefSeq and is marked reviewed. Gene Ontology annotation, cellular component: membrane. Lineage: Eukaryota; Metazoa; Arthropoda; Insecta; Diptera; Drosophilidae. The coding region runs from base 245 to 964 and encodes 239 amino acids. Gene Ontology annotation, biological process: calcium ion transmembrane transport. The transcript has 5 exons.